Messenger RNA from Parnassius mnemosyne (clouded apollo), 3517 nucleotides. NCBI's taxonomy places the organism in Eukaryota, Metazoa, Arthropoda, Insecta, Lepidoptera, Papilionidae. The record is from the annotation of a GenBank genome assembly.
AAACAAGAUGGCUGACUUACGUCAUUGAAAUACGCUCUGUGUAUGUUCAGAUGUUUAUAAAUUAAAAUAUAGAAUAGAUUCGUUGAUACACUAUGUCGAAUUUGUGUUCUAGAAUUGUUUCAAAACCUCCAAAAAGGUUACAAGACAGUAGGGAUAGUAUGUCCGUCGCUCAAACAAAUACUUGGAUGAAUGCAGAAAAUAUUAACAAUGGUGGAGGUAUUUCAUUGUCCCCGCCACAUACAAUAUCCCAGCGUGAAACAGGCACACAAGUAUCUCAAUGUUAUAGUGGGCCACCUUCUCCUUGCGGUUCUUCCAAUUCUGCAACCUCACCUACAGUUUCUCCUGCACCUCCACCAGGCACCGCUACUCUUGAUCCAAAUUGGCAAGCCACUAAACCCACAAUUCGUGAAAGGAAUGCAGCAAUGUUCAACAACCAAUUGAUGGCUGAUAUUACAUUUAUAGUUGGUAGCCCAGGACAUACACAAACUAUUCCAGCACAUAAAUAUGUAUUAGCUACAGGCAGCUCAGUAUUCUAUGCUAUGUUUUAUGGAGGAUUAGCUGAAUGCAAGCCAGAAAUUGAAGUACCAGAUGUAGAACCAUCGGCUUUUCUUAUCCUGCUAAAGUAUUUAUAUUGUGAUGAAAUACAGUUAGAAGCAGAUACAGUAUUAUCAACUUUGUAUGUAGCAAAGAAGUAUAUUGUACCACAUUUAGCUCGGGCUUGUGUCAACUAUCUGGAAACAAGCCUUACAGCAAAAAAUGCAUGUUUACUGCUUAGCCAAUCUCGGUUAUUUGAAGAACCCGAACUGAUGCAAAGAUGUUGGGAAGUGAUAGAUGCGCAGGCAGAGAUGGCCCUAACGUCAGAAGGAUUUGUUGAUAUUGAUGUAUCAACCUUGGAAUCAGUAUUGGCCAGAGAAACUCUUAACUGUAAAGAAAUAAAUCUCUUUGAAGCUGCAUUAGCAUGGGCACAAGCUGAAUGUGUACGGCGAGAAAUAGAGACAACGCCCAUAAACAAGCGAGCCAUGCUAGGCUGCGCCUUAUAUUUGAUUAGAUUCCCAACAAUGACAUUGGAAGAAUUUGCAAAUAGUGCUGCACAACUUGGUAUUUUGACUCCCCAAGAAACAAUAGACAUAUUCUUACACUUUACUGCAGCUAACAAACCACAAUUAUCUUAUCCUAUCAAAGCCAGGGCUGGCCUAAAGGCUCAGAUUUGUCACAGAUUUCAGUCAUGUGCAUACAGAAGUAAUCAAUGGAGGUAUCGAGGCCGCUGUGACUCUAUACAGUUUUGUGUGGAUAAAAGGAUUUUUGUUGUUGGUUUUGGACUAUAUGGCUCAUCAAAUGGUGCUGCAGACUAUAAUGUUAAGAUUGAAUUGAAGCGUUUAGGCAGAGUACUUGCUGAAAAUAAUACUAAAUUUUUCUCUGAUGGAUCAAGUAAUACCUUUCAUGUAUAUUUUGAAAACCCAAUACAAAUUGAACCAGAAUGUUUUUACACAGCUUCUGCUAUCCUAGAUGGAAGUGAGCUCAGUUAUUUUGGACAAGAAGGUCUGAGUGAAGUCUAUAUGGGUACAGUGACUUUCCAAUUUCACUGUUCAUCAGAAAGCACAAAUGGAACUGGAGUUCAAGGUGGACAGAUACCGGAACUUAUCUAUUACGGGCCAACUGUAAACACUUCCAUAACUAACCCAAAUACGAAUGAGGACUGACAAUUGAGUAGAAGGCGAUAUCUCAAUUAUUACUCAGUAUAAAUACCACUAGAUUUAGAACUCUGAACAUAACCUGAAGAGAAUAUUUAUAACUAUUACUAAUCAUUCCCAAAUGUUAAAUUAUUUUGUUGGAUAUUAAAAUUUGUGUAUAUUGUUGAACUUAAAUAGAAUAUAAGUACCUAAAAAUGUGAUAUGGGUGUUGUAAAAGCUCUCUAUAAAUUCAUAGAUAUUAGAUCAAUACUUUACAAUUCUUACUAAAAAAUCAUUGCGAUAAAUAAAUACCUUAAUUUAUGUUUGUUAUUUAUUUAUUUAAAAUUAGUUAUAUAUACCAGCUUUGUAUUAAAAUAUCUGUUAACUUUAAUUUUGGAUUUGGGGUUUGGGCCCAAAAGAGUUAGUAUUAUUGGUAAAAAACGUCAAAUCUACUUCCUUGAAGUAAAAACAUAGAAUCAGAAAGUCCAUUUAAUACAAGGACAACUUCUUUAUUUUUUUUUUACUUUAAUAAUUUUCCGUGUGGAGGCAGUGUAAAAGAAUCCAUCACUACUUAUUUACGUGGUCGAGCCACACUAAAAAUAAGGGGUGUUUUUUUAAGCUAGAUAGAACUUUAAAUUGUAAAAAGUAACACAAAAAAUUAAAUUUUGAUGAAAUAUUUUUUUUUAUCGUUUCAGUAUACUCUGACAAAUCAUCAUGAAUAGACUCACGCUUGAACAACGCUACGAAAUUAUCCAAAUUUACUUUGAAAAUCAGUCGUCGAUUCGCGCAACUUAUAGACGACUUCGUCAUUUUUAUGGCGUACAUAAUCGUCCAUCUGAACAAGCCAUUCGUCGAACUGUGGAUAGAUUUCGUACCACAUACUCUCUAGAGGAUGCAAUAACACCAACACGUUGAAGGAAUGUGCGUACUGAAGAGAAUAUCGCCGCUGUAAACGAAAGUGUGGAAGAAGAUCCAAAUUUAUCGAUUCGUCGUCGGUCGCAGGAAUUGGGGCUCUGUCCGUCCACUACGUGGAAAAUUUUGCGCAAAGAUCUCGGCCUACACCCGUAUAAGAUCCAGCUGGUGCAGGAAUUGAAGCCACGAGACCAUUAUAUGCGUCGUUCUUUCGCCGAUUGGGCUCUAGAGCAGUUGGCAACUAACCCGUUGUUUUAUCGCAAAAUUGUGUUCAGCGAUGAGGCGCAUUUUUGGCUUAACGGGUUUGUUAAUAAGCAAAAUUGCCGCAUAUGGAGCGAGACCAAUCCACAAGAGACCCUACAGACUCCAUUACAUCCAGAAAAAUGCACCGUUUGGUGCGGUUUUCACGCUGGUGGCAUCAUCGGACCUUAUUUCUUCAAAAAUGAGGCCGGAGCUCGCGUUACGGUCAAUGGAGAUCGUUACCGCACCAUGAUCAAUGAUUUUUUGUUUGAAAAUAUGGAUGACAUUGAUCCGGAGGAGAUGUGGUUUCAACAGGAUGGCGCUACGUGCCAUACGGCGAACGCAACCAUCGACUUAUUGAAAUCAAAAUUUGGCGAUAAGUUGAUUUCGAGAAAUGGACCUGUCAAUUGGCCUCCAAGGUCGUGCGAUUUGACACCUCUCGAUUAUUUCCUGUGGGGCUACGUAAAGUCACUGGUUUAUGCUGAUAAACCAGCAACAAUUGACGCCUUGGAGGCCAGCAUUGUUCGUGUUAUUCGUGACAUACGGCCAGCAGUGCUCGAAAAAGUGGCCCAAAAUUGGACGUGCAGAAUGCGCUUCGUCAAGAACAGCCGCGGUGCCCAUAUGCCCGAAAUCAUUUUCAAAUGUUAAUGUCACGUAUUGAUCUUUCGAAUAAAAAAAAAAUUUUGAUUACAAUU